Molecule: messenger RNA, 1236 nt
Organism: Thrips palmi
Lineage: Eukaryota; Metazoa; Arthropoda; Insecta; Thysanoptera; Thripidae
Product: 2-aminoethanethiol dioxygenase
Exons: 1
Coding region: 31-777 (248 amino acids)
Cellular component (GO): mitochondrion
Molecular function (GO): oxidoreductase activity, acting on single donors with incorporation of molecular oxygen, incorporation of two atoms of oxygen
Source: RefSeq, a predicted model, not a curated record
UAUUUGUUAUUAUAUUUUGAUCCGAAAGCGAUGGCAUCUUUGAGAUAUGUGGCUGGUCAAUCUAAAAUCGACGCAUUGUGGAAGCAAGUUUUGGACACUUUCAAAUGGACACAGGCUGGAACAGUGCACUAUGAUGAGGAGAAAUUUGCUUCUAUGAAACGUCAAGUGGAUAAUCUCACAGCAGAAGACAUUUCUCUUGAAGACUCAUUGGCAGAAAUGAGGUUGCAUGAAGGCUUCAAGAAUGAGGAGGCCGUAGGAAGCAUUCAGAUCUGCAACAGUGAUGUCGCCACUAUGCAAGUGUUUGUCUUACACAAAGAUCAACACAUGCCGAUUCAUGACCACCCCAACAUGAUCGGCAUCCUUAAAGUGAUAAAAGGAUGUGUUCGAGUAAAUAGCUACACUCUGAUAGGGAAUGGGUCUCAGAAACCUGGAUGUGCAAUAGUUACCACGAAAAAGCAGACUGUGGAGGUGUGUAAGGGGGAUCCUGCGUGCGUCCUUACGCCCAGUGAGCGCAACUACCAUUCAAUUGUUGCGUUGAAUGGAGAAGCUGCUUUUCUUGAUGUUUUAUCUCCCCCUUACUUCACAAACAUGCCUGGGCAUGAACUAAACGUGUGUAAUUACUACAAAGAAGUUAAUGAAACUGAAGGGUUCAAUGGCGGCGAUGUUGUUCGGCUUCAGACAAUACCUCCUCCUGAAGAUUAUUGGACCGUUAAAGGUAACUACAGAGGCCCAGAAGUGCAGCGGUUUAGUCCAUCUCAUAGGAAUUCUCUCCAAUAAUUAUUAGUUGUUACAGAAUGUUCGUAGCUCGUUGAAGUUGAAGAUGACUGUCUGGGCAAUAUGAUUUUUAUGUUUCUGUACUCACACAAACUGAUAAAAAAAUUCCCAGCCUUUAGUUGCAGUGUAUUACUAAGCUAAUUAGAUUUUAGCUUCAUAAUGUGGUAAUCAAACCAACAAAAUUAAGAUUUUAAACUUUGAAAUGAAGCACCAUCUCUGUAUGUUCUUUACAUCACGUACUAGUAGACUAAGUUAUUGUGUAUUCUAGCAAUACAAGUGAUAUUGGCUAUAAUGUUUAACAUGUGCGUGUCUUGUUGACUAUUGCGUAUUGUAGUUUAGCUCUGAAGCCCUUACCUUUUUUUAUGAACAGAAAAAAAUUCUAAUCUUUAACUAAUUGUCAAACAGUAUUCAAUUUAUUGUGUCCUACUUUUUAGUUUAAUAAAAAAAUCUUUAAAUACAGUA